Molecule: messenger RNA, 2552 nt
Organism: Diatraea saccharalis (sugarcane borer)
Lineage: Eukaryota; Metazoa; Arthropoda; Insecta; Lepidoptera; Crambidae
Source: the annotation of a GenBank genome assembly
AUGUUGACAAAUCGCACAUUAUUUUGUAUACGAGUUGAUUAUUUAUUCCAAUGUUGUCUGAAUGCCAUUUGAGAACAAUGAGUGAAUAUACUUGGAGAGGAGUUCCUUUAAGUGAAAUAUAUGGCUCUCAAAGUCCGUGGGGCGCACCUGAAUUCCCACUAGUUAUACCGUCGUAUAAUCAUACAGUAUUAUACCAUGUACCAAACACUGGACGGCCCGCGCAAGACUCGCCGCCGAAACCAAAGUCUGGAAAUGAUGUAUGGAAUCAUGAUUUUGUGAGAAUGCCAUGUUCAAACCAGAGUUUAUAUCCAGUUGAAGAUAGAAAUGGUGAAACAAAACUUAAGAAACGAUGGGAAAUCAUAGAACAGGCUUUAUCCAAACCAAUAUGCAACAGUCAACAAUUGGCAGAUGCUAUUUUAUCAUAUAAUACUAAAUUCAAAAGCCUUUGGAAAUUUAAGGCUUUACAUAAACUGUUUAAUGAAUGCUUGGAACAAGAAGAAUCUGAUUAUUUUUUCAAUGUUACCCUUCCUGAAAUUGUAAAAUUGGUAUUAGCGCUACCAAAGCUGAUUCAAGCACCAAUACCACUGUUGAAGCAACACAAAAGCAAGUCUAUUUCACUAUCACAGCUACAGAUUUCAUGUUUGCUGGCUAAUGCAUUCUUUUGCACAUUCCCAAGAAGAAAUAAUACAAAGAAGACCUCAGAAUAUGCCUCAUAUCCUUUUAUAAACUUUAACAGAUUAUAUAAUUCUUCUGGAUCAGAUUCAACACUGGAGAAACUUAAAUGUAUUUGUCAUUAUUUUAGGAGAGUCACAAUGAAAGUCCCGGGUGGAGUUGUGACAUUUUCCCGACGUGCUGUACCUCAGGAUUCAUUACCGCUUUGGAGAGCCUCAGAGAUAUCUAUAUCCUCGCUUCCAGUACACGUGGACAGUGCGACCACUAUAGAAGAUGCUCAUGGAUUGAUACAAGUGGACUUUGCUAACAAAUUUUUAGGUGGUGGAGUCCUCAAUUUUGGCUGUGUGCAAGAAGAGAUUAGGUUCGUUAUAUGCCCGGAACUAAUGAUCUCGAUGCUGUUCACGGAGAUGUUGAAACCAAAUGAAGCCCUCAUGAUAAUAGGUUGCGAGCGUUACAGCAACUAUUCUGGUUACGGUAGCAGUUUCCAUUGGACUAACGAUUAUUCUGACAGCACGCCUUUCGACUCGUCAGGCCGUCGCCGAUGUGCGGUAUUGGCAAUCGAUGCUUUACCAUAUGCUAGUGUACGACACGAACACAACAGGGACAUGAUCACUAGAGAGCUUAAUAAGGCUUGGGUUGGACUAACUUAUGGUACAGAUGCAAAGUCUGAAGGGCUUAACUACCCUGGGGUAGCAACUGGCAACUGGGGAUGUGGAGCAUUUGGCGGUACUCCGCAUUUGAAAUCUUUAAUCCAAAUAAUGGCGUGCACUCAAGCUAAACGUCCUAUGGCAUACUACACGUUCAGCGAUAUUGAAUUGAGAGAUGACAUUGCGAACAUCUACAACUUGUUAGCAAGGCAUAAUAUUACUGUAGGGAAGUUGUACCGAUACAUUAUUGAGUAUACAGCAGAUGCACGAAUCGGUCAGUUACAUGCGUUCUUACAACAAAAAUUGUUAGAUGAAAAUAAACCUAAGUCUCCCGUAAUAGAAGUGAUGAGCUCUGUGAGUAUUUUUUUUUAUUUAUUAUGGUGAUAAAUAGCAAAUGAAGCAUUUACAGUUCCACCUUUUUAACUAGUUUGCUUAAGGUUGUGCUUUCCUAAUUAAAAUUGCUUCUUUAGUAAAAACAAAAAGAUGGUGUUAAAGAGAAUUUUCAAAUUCUUCUUUGAUUUCAGAGUGACAUGGCGAUGGAAAUAUCUUUAACUGAAACACCAACUCCUGUAAAGAAAGUAUUAAUGAACGAUUCGCCGGAUAUGUUUUCACAAGAUGAGUCUGAUCAGGACGAAAUUAAUAAACAAAUGGAUGAUCUCGUAGAUGCUGCUGAAAGGGGGGAGUUGUUUACGGAUACAUGUAGUGGUAAUGAUAAAAAAAUAGUCACAGAAGAGUUUGAAACAGAACACACUACAAGGUUAUUUGAUGAAAUGAAAAAAUUCGACGAGGAAAACGGUAAGUUGAACUUAACUACACCUAGCACAUCACCCAUGAAACAUAAUAGGGUGUUAUGCAAAGGAAAUGAUACAACAGACGGUCCAGAGAAAAUAAAAUUAGAUAUGUCGCCGGAAGUGAAGAAGAAAAUGAGUAGAAAAAUAACAGAUUACUUCAGCAAGAAGUCUAUUUGAUGAUUUCUGGUGUGUUUUUGCGUUGUGAAGUUUUGUGCGCUCGUCGCACUUUUGAUAUUCUGAAUGUAUUUGAAAUUGUGUUUGGUGAGGUAUGUCUGACCAGUAAAAACAUAGUUACCGGAGACUUUCAGUGAGUUAGGCGUCUUGUCGAUAUUCGUUUGCGUGUAGCAGACCUACUAAUUCCGACGAUGAUUGGAAUUUACAAUGAGUCUUGUUUCUAUAACUAUAAAGUGUAAAAUACGACGCUCAGGUGUCUGUCUCUAUC